UUUUUGGUCCAGUAUAAUCUCGUAAUUCAUAGAGAGGUCAAACAAGUAGACAUACGAGAGUUGGCGUCGUAUAGAAAACCGUACGAUCUUUCAAAAUUUGAUUACAAAUUCUUAAAAAUUCUUAAAGAUACGAGCGAUGAUCUUCUUAAACGAUGGUUGCCAAAGCUCUGCAAUAUUUUACUCACAGCUUCGAAGAAGGGAACUCUACCAUCUGUGAAUAAUCCGCAAUAUAAUAGAUUCUUCAAUUGCCUUGCCUACGUCAUGGAAAAUCAAUUGCGAGACUUGUGCUUACGUUCGAUGGAAGACUAUAUUAAUUAUCUCAAAGACGUUGGUUACACAAAUUGUGGCUUUAAUAUAAACGUUGUGGUACGAAACACAUCUAUCGUUUUUGAUCCUACAUUCAAAGGAUUUGCAAACGGCCUUUCAAUGUUGCUGAAUUCUCUUUAUGAUGCUGUAACAACAUUACCACGAGUGGAAGUAAAACUCAAGUGGAUUUAUCCGGAUAGUAGUUCCACUGAAUUGCUCACGGUAUACACUUUAUAUAAUAUUGAAUGGGUUAAAAAUAUCAUAUAAUGUUUAAAUAAAAUUAUUAAAUAA
Molecule: messenger RNA, 597 nt
Organism: Acromyrmex echinatior (Panamanian leafcutter ant)
Lineage: Eukaryota; Metazoa; Arthropoda; Insecta; Hymenoptera; Formicidae
Product: dynein axonemal heavy chain 7
Biological process (GO): microtubule-based movement
Cellular component (GO): dynein complex
Molecular function (GO): dynein light intermediate chain binding; dynein intermediate chain binding; ATP hydrolysis activity
Source: RefSeq, a predicted model, not a curated record